AUGCUUCCAUACCUACUUGGACUGUUCGGGCUGCUGCUCGCCCUCUACUACAGCUCUCUCGCCCCUCCGCAGCAGCCGUAUGGUGUGCCCACGGUUCCGUUCUGGGUAAGCCUGCUCCCGCUGAUCAAGGAUGUCGACCAGGAGGAAGUGUUUCUCCACUACAUCGCCCCCCUCCUCCGCGAGAAGGGGGCUGUCAAGAUGUUUUUUGGCGGCCAAUGGAACGUGCUCGUGCAGCGGCCCUCGCUCGUUUUGGAGAUGCUAAAGCGAGAGGACAUCUAUCACAAGAGUGGCAAUCAGAAAAAGAUUCCGCACAGCGUCUUGGCUGAAUUUCUAGGAUCGAACAUCAUCUCCGCGCGUGGCGAGGAGUGGCGGCGAUAUCGCAGCGUGGUGCAACCCGGGCUAUUGCCCAGUGCGUUUGCGGUCGAACCACUGGUGGAACAUACCCAGCAGCUGUGCGCAUGGCUGCUCCACCUGCAGAAGGUGCAGGGGCCACAUGGCGUCGCCGUACAGGAGGUUCUGCAGCGGUACUCGAGUGCCAAUUUGCUGCAUUGUGUGCUGGGCCAGCCGGAGAUUGCGCGCACCAUGAUGCUGGCCGACCAGCCGGCGCCCCUCCACCAGCUGCAGCUUACCCUCAAGCAGUAUCUGUUCCGGCCCCUUUUCAUGAGCUUUCCGGUGCUGGAUCGGCUGAGCGCGCUGAUCCCUUCAAGAAUCAGGGCCCGCCAGCUAGUGCGCUCAUUCGCCGCCGCUCUGCAGUCCACGAUCCUGGUGGAGCGCGCUGACAACCACCUCCAAAGCAGUCUCGGCAGCCGUCUAGCGCAGGCCUGGCGCGAUGGCACGCUCUCGGACAAAGAGUUCCGCGAUAACCUGAUGGUGGUGUAUGUGGCAGGACAGGAAAACCCGCAAUUACUGAUGAUUUCGACUCUGUACCUGCUGGCGCAGCAUCCGGAGGUCCAGUCACGCCUCCGCCACGAAAUCCGCGCCUCUGGCCUAAGCCUAACAUCCUUAACAAAUAAUCCUGGUUGGGAGCAACUCCCCUAUCUGACGGCCACCAUUCUCGAAUGCCUGCGCCUCUUCCCCCCGAUCUCGCAGCUGAUCAACCGACGGGUAGCCGUACGCACGCAACUGGGCGACGAGAUCGAGCUCCCCGAGGGGACGUAUGUCGGGUAUCACAGCUACGCGACCAACCGCGACGAGGGGGCGUGGGGCGCCUCAGCCAACGAGUUCCAGCCCACGCGGUGGGGGACCACCGACCAGGAGAUCUCGCGGACCUACCGGCGGGCCAAAGCGAGAGCGGAGUUUAUCUCAUUUCACGGGGGGGCUCGCGCCUGUCUCGGCGAGAAAUUCGCCAUGCUCCAGAUGCGGGUGUUGCUCAUGGGGUUGCUUGAUAAGUUGACUUGGAGAUUGGAUGAGAGUUGGGUGCCGAGGAUGGUGCCGGCGGGACCCCUACACCCUCGCGGCUUGCGGCUAAUUUUCAGUCCGUGCGACCCGGAGUGA
Messenger RNA from Aspergillus homomorphus CBS 101889, 1494 nucleotides. RefSeq names its product cytochrome P450. The coding region runs from base 1 to 1494 and encodes 497 amino acids. NCBI's taxonomy places the organism in Eukaryota, Fungi, Ascomycota, Eurotiomycetes, Eurotiales, Aspergillaceae. The transcript has 4 exons. Gene Ontology annotation, molecular function: oxidoreductase activity, acting on paired donors, with incorporation or reduction of molecular oxygen; heme binding; iron ion binding. The record is from RefSeq and is a predicted model, not a curated record.